Messenger RNA from Diprion similis, 6766 nucleotides. It is a transcript of the gene LIMK1, whose product is annotated as probable serine/threonine-protein kinase DDB_G0271402. Gene Ontology annotation, molecular function: protein serine/threonine kinase activity; protein binding; ATP binding. The transcript has 8 exons. The record is from RefSeq and is a predicted model, not a curated record. Gene Ontology annotation, biological process: protein phosphorylation; actin cytoskeleton organization. Gene Ontology annotation, cellular component: cytoplasm; nucleus. Bases 73 to 4008 code for a protein of 1311 amino acids. Lineage: Eukaryota; Metazoa; Arthropoda; Insecta; Hymenoptera; Diprionidae.
AUGUCGCGCUUACACCCUGCGAAAAACGAAUAGUGGGGAUAGGAACGUGAAUAUCCACCACGACGAGAUGCCAUGAUGGAGGAUAUCGCAACAAAUGAUACGGGAGGGGAGGGCGGAGGUACAUCGAUUUGUGCUGGGUGCCUAAAUGCAAUCGACGAGGAUGAAUUUAUUCAGGCACUGAGCCAGGAAUGGCAUAUAGACUGCUUUCGAUGCUCAGCUUGCGAUGCUGCUUUAUCUUCAUGGUAUUUUGAAAAAGAUGGUUUAUUAUUUUGUAAAAAUGAUUAUUGGGCUGCUUACGGAGAGGCUUGUCAAGGAUGUGGUCAAGUCAUCACAGGACCAGUUAUGUUGGCAGGAGAUCACAAAUUUCACCCAGAAUGUUUUGCCUGCAAUUCAUGCAGUAAUUUCAUUGGUGAUGGAGAGAGCUAUGCCCUUGUCGAGAGGUCAAAAUUGUACUGUGGCGUAUGUUACAAAAGGCAAAUGCAGCCACUGAGCAAAACUGCGAAUUAUCCGUUCGUCAGAAAUCCACACAGCAUCAGAUUAGUGGAAAUCCCUCCAAAUACGAAUGGCGUUAUUCAAGAUCCAAAGAGACAGAGAGGGAUCAAACUUUCAUUGGACACAUCUCCAAGUCCAAGAACUUGCGGAGGAGCUUUAUUACGCAUCUCUGAGUUAAUGAGAAACGUGCGUGGAAAAAUCAGUAAGCUGGCUGCCUCUGUGAUGGAGGUUCUGUUUAGGCUAUGCUGCAACUUCUCUAACUAUAGACUGAACAUGUCUAGUGAUCUCAUGUCGCUGCAUAUUGGUGAUCGAAUCUUAGAGGUGAACGGCACACCUGUUAAAGAGCAACCCAUUGAAAGUAUCGAAAACCUAAUACGAUAUUCCGAUACAGUUCUGCAGUUGACUAUUGAACAUGAUCCAGAUGCAGUAUCUAGGCGACCAUCUUUCCCAAAUGCUCCCUCACCUGUUAUUACAAGUUCUCUCAGCCCAAGAACUAGCCCAGAGGGCAAAGAAAGGCUGUUUAAACGCCGUGACGAGGGAUACAUUAGUGGAACAAGAAGUAGACAACUCAGGAGAACCCGAGAUCCCAUGCAUAAAGAGCGCAGCAGUUCAAUGUCCAGAUUACUUGAUGGUUCUCCACAAUCGAGUGCAACCUCUGAUUUGAGUCGGACAAGAUCUUUUCGAGUGGAACCUAAAAACCAAAGGAUAUUUCGAGCCAGUGACUUAGUGAAAGGAGAGCUUUUGGGCAAAGGCUUCUUUGGACAGGUGUACAAAGUUACGCAUCGAGAUACUGGUGAAGUUAUGGUUCUCAAAGAACUGUAUAGAGUUGACGAAGAAGCUCAGAAAAACUUCCUAAAAGAGGUUGCAGUACUACGUUCUCUACAUCACAACAACGUUCUAAGAUUCAUCGGUGUUCUCUAUAAGGAGAAAAAACUUCACCUAGUAACUGAAUUUAUAUCUGGCGGCACUUUGCGUGGACUUCUCCAUGAUACAAACGAGUCUUUGCCAUGGGAGCAACGUACUUCUUUUGCAAAGGAUAUUGCAGCUGGUAUGGCUUAUUUACAUUCCAUGAAUAUUAUUCAUAGAGAUUUAAACUCGCACAAUUGCCUGGUAAGAGAAGACAAGACUGUAGUUGUAGCUGAUUUCGGCUUAGCGAGGAUAAUUCAAAAUGGUAAUUCGCCUGACAAACGUAAAUAUAGCCGACAUUCUGGCGAAGGUAGAAGUUCAAAAAGAUGCGAACGUAAGAAGAGGUAUACAGUUGUGGGAAAUCCUUACUGGAUGGCACCCGAAAUGAUGAAAGGAAAUAAGUAUGAUGAAAAAGUUGAUAUAUUCAGCUACGGUAUUGUACUCUGCGAAAUAAUUGGCAGAGUUCAAGCUGACCCUGAUUAUCUACCCAGGUCAUCAGACUUUGGCCUAAAUCAAAACGUAUUCAAGGAAAAAUUUUGCGCCAAUUGUCCCGAGACAUUUUAUAUGAUUGCAUUUUUGUGCUGCGAUUUAAACCCAGAUAAAAGACCUCCAUUUGAAGUAAUGGAAGUUUGGUUCGAAGGCUUGGCCAUGCACCUUUCUGUCGGUGCCCCAUUACCUUCAGACCUAGAUUUUGAUAUUCGGCAUUACACCGGACCUAGCCCAAGCAGCAGCGAAUCAACAACUCCAGAAACGCUUGCACCACAAUUGAAGCCAAUCAGAGAAGGACAGAUACAUCAAGAGAAGAAGCGUUCGUGUGGUUGUGACGAUAGCACCUUGGAGCGAGAUCCUAGUCCUGUAAGCAAUAAAAAUCCAAAAAUCCCAGAUGUUGUCAGUCCGGAAAAAUCUUCCCGUGAAAGCAUGACCAAACUGAAUGAAAACAACGCUCCUAACUUGGGGCGAUAUUCCAGACGAAAUUCUAGGUCCAAGGAAUCAUUGUCUGACAGAGAGAAACCUAGUAUUGUAAUUUCUCCUGAAAGUAAGGACUUCAGUGGACGUUAUUUCCGUCAAAACAGUAAGUCUAAGUCCAAAGACGCUUCGUUGGAAGGAACAAAACCUGGCAUGUAUUCUCGGCAGAAUAGUAAUAAAAGUAAACAUCAAACUACUUUGAAUGAGAAAUAUUACAGUAGAAGGCAAGAUGAGACAUCUGAUAAAUUGUUUUCAACGACUAAUGAUAGGCACAUGAAGCAGAUGAGCGAUUCGAAUGAAAUCACAGGGAAAGACAAUGGUUCCAUUUCGAGGCAUGGAAGCGAAGUUAAAGAAACUGUUAUUCCAGUGCCGCUGAUUGAAAAAAUGAGAUACGUUGGUCAAACCAAUGCCGAAACUGGCUUAGAGAGACCUUUGACGCCAUGUAAUAUUGGGAAAAAAUAUUCGUACCAACUUAAUAGUUCAUCACCGGCAACAAAAACCAAAGAAAUCUCGAGGCAAAAUUCAAUUGAGAGUAUAGACAGCAAAAUUAAAUCUCAGCCUGGAUUUAAUAGUUCAGACGCAACUAGUGUUUUAAGUUCUUACUUGAGACAAAUUACUAAAGGCAAAAUAUCUCCUGAGAAAGAAAAUCGAACCGUGUCUAGAUACAGCAGUUCAAAUUCUGUCAACAGCAAUUCAAGUAAGAGCUCCUCUGACAGUUCCAGAUCUCCAGCUGGCUCGUAUUUAAGAAGAACUAAGAUCUCGCCCACGAAAGAGCAGUUCAAACAUGCAUUUUCAAGACAAGACAGUACUGGGUCUAAUAAAAGUUCAGACAAUGGGUCCGUGGAACUUACCUCAAAAUUCAGCAAAUUGAGGUCCUUGUCAGGUCACCAGAAAUCUAUAGAAAACCAGAACAUGAAGCCAACGAGCAAUGAAAAAAAUUUGGAAGAUGAAUCAGCACUGCAAAGCGAUCUUUCAUAUCAAAAGAGCUUGCCAAAGGAGAAACCGUUCAGAAGACCCAGUAUCGGUUGUUUGCCGAAUGUCGUUUUCAAGCGAGAUGUUCUCUCCAGGCAGGACAGUUUCGGGUCUGAUGCAAGUACGCUGAAAAAAGGUGAUCUUUAUUACACAGAUAGUUUCUGUUCAAAUGAGAGUACGUUGAAGAAGGAUGAAUUUUACAGAUUAAAUAGCGCCGAAGCUGAUUCGAUCUCAUUGCAAAGUGAGGAUAAAGUAAAUAAAUGCUUAUGUAAAUUAUCUGAAGACUGUAAAUGCCUCAAAGAAUUUGAAGCAAAAUCGACUGAUGAUCAAAAAAAUUAUGUAAUAGCCCACCGCGAUAUCGUUAAUUCCCUCCAAGACAAGUCAAGAAUUUGUUCUGAUAAAGCAAGUGACACAUCACAGAUCUACAGCGGAAGCUUUAGGGCUUCCCAAAAUCUAACAGAGGACCAUAGGAGUUACAAAAACACAGGUGUUUUUAGACAGGAUAGCUUUGGAUUAGACAGCGCAGUAGGUACAAUGAGAAGCGAUUUUUUCUCUGAUUUAGAUCUGGUUAAAUUAAGAGGUGGCGGAGCAACACCUGAGUUAUGCUGUACACCAGAAACAUGUUGUACACCCGAGCGGCCCCUUUCGCCAUUCGAAAGUACUGCUCUAUGAUCUUAACCUGUUCCUUUUGACCUGAUCUGAAAAAAAUAUAAUAUAGAGCAAUGUGACAAUGGCAAUCUAUUUUCAUCUUACGCAAGGCAGUGUGCUUGUUUCGUCAUAUUUGUAAAAAUUAGCUGGCGUGCAUACCUUAAAUAUUUUUUUUUCUUAAUAAUUCAAACCAACUUAGUGAAUUAUGUUAGUAAAAUAGUCGGACCAAUUAUGAUACUUUCACAGAUAUUUCAUUGUCAUUGAUCAACUGUUCCAAAAUAAGAAUCGAAGCUCUUUUCUAAUUUUGUAAGGGCUGGAGAUUUUUAGUGUUUACAGAAUAAAAAAAUCUUCAAUUUUUCAUUUUGAAGAAGUUAUGCAAUGGUCAUGCUAUAAUGAAAUUUCUGUGUAUGUGUUUUAAUAUACUUCACUAUUUUUUAGAGUGAAAAAAGAGCUUAAACGUUACACUGAAUCUAUCUAAUGUAUACACGAAAAUGAUUGAUAUAGAUCAAUUCUUGAGCUUGAUAAUCAUUAUGUGGAGUAUAAAAUUGUAUAUCCUCUCACUUAAUUUCGUCAAUAGACUAAGUUUAAAAAAAAAAAAAAAAAAUCAACAAACAUUCCUAUUAAAUCUUGCCCUUAGAUUUAUGUAUAGUCGAUUUUAGUUUGAAGUAAACGAUCUGAAUUUACAGCAUUCCAUUUACAAAAUUUCCUUGCUCUAAAAAUGGUGUUUCUUGCAACAAUUUUUUCAUACAUAUUUUUGAUUGGGCAAUAAAUGCCAGGUGAAAUUGAAUCGAAAGACUUGAUAUCUAGAGGUUAUAAGACGGACAAUGUAAAAAAAAAAAACGGAUAAAAUCAUUCCGAUGUAUUUAAAAAAGGUCUACAUGAAGGAUAAAAUAUUAAGGCUCACUAGUGUCGUCUAUCAUGAUUGAUGAAGGAAAUCAAUGUUGAGAUAAGUAAUGUGCUCUGCAUCGUAUACCUCAGUUACGUAAGUAUUAAUAUAGGGUCUACAAAGAAAAUAUGAAUGAGCCUUUAUUACCGCAUAUUUGUGUAAAUUUGAAUGUAUGGUUUAAAAGAGUUUGGAAAUGCGUAUAAGUCUUGCACAGGUUUGAAAUUUUGAAGGGUAGUUUAUCUUCAGGUGAUGAGAUUUGGCAACAAAAGACUUUAUAUGCUAUUCCGAUCGUGAGUUAAAAACAAUACAUUUUACGUUCAAAAAUAUGUAUCACGUUUGAGUGAGUAAGAUAGCAUUCAUAACUAAAAGUUUGAUUGGAGCCUGUGCCUGUAUAGAAAACUUUACGUGUACAUAGGUUUGUAUAUAGUUUUAGGCUUUUCGAUCAUAGAGCUUUGAAAACACAAGCAAAAAACAAAAAAACAACCGUACUAGAAUUGGAAACCUACUAACUAGAUCUCUAGUACUAAAAAUAUUAUUUUUAUUUACACUUUUACUGUUAAGAAAGAAUAUUAUUUGCAGGAUGAUACAAAUUUUUCACAUCUUAUUAUUCAUUCAUCCAACGAGUUAACUGGUUUUUCUGACCUACAUUAGUUUCCUUCCUCAUUAUGGAAAAUAUAAUUUAUUUUUCCAAAUAUAUGUAUGAUUGUGUCGUCUAAAAUAUUGCUACUAAUUCUGUAAAUGUUACAGUGUAAUAUGAGUUUUAACUUAAAUUAAUAUCCUAAUUAUUUGUGCUUAAUCUUAUCGUACAAUUAAUAUGAUUCAUGAUUCUUGAAAACAUAGAAGAAAUAAUUGAAUGAAAAGUUUUUUAACAUUUACUUAUAGAGUCGUCCUGCAGUUGAAAUAAUUCUUUGUUACCUAAUUUACAAUCAAAAUGUACUUAAUUUCCUAAGUUAUCGUAUAAUUGAAUUGUUGAAUGAACGUCGGUGAAAGAAUGUUAAAUUCGAAACCACGGUGAUAACGCGAAUGGCAAUUAAAAGUUGAGAAAAAAAACGUGUAUUUAUCGUUUACAAAAAAUUGAUCUAAUCAAUCUCUUUGUAGUUCUUGAAUUACUUUCAAUGGCGUACAUGAAAGUGGUUUCGAAUUAUUGUAUAAACGUUAAACGUUGUCUGUGAUAGAAAGUGUUUUGAAAUUGUACAGCAAACAAUUGAGUACUUGUAAUUAACCGGUUAGAAUUGAAUACAACAUUGUAUACUUGUAUGUAUUAUUAUCAGCAAUACUCAUACAUAACAGUAACGGAACUAGUUACAUUUAAUUAUCGAUUAAAAUCUAAUAUAUAAUUUUUGGUGUGAAUAUUAAUGAAUUUCAACGGAAUUCGUGUAAUUAGUAUUCUUAAUAGUUAUAUAUUACAAAACUUGAAAAUUGCGUCAAUAAUAUUGCCUGUAAUUUUUUCCGGAUGUACAUUAUGAGUAACAGUAUUGAACAUUCAGUCUUGUUUGGUCACUUGGUCAGUAUUAAAAAUGUCAAUAAUGUCUUUUACGAAAAGAAAUUGUCUUACAAUUUCUUGUAAAUUUGUACAAAAACCUGCACCAGCACAGUUAUUGAGAAUAUUUUUGAUGCACCAUUGACCGAUAAACAUGGUCCUUGUAUAAUAAUGUAGUAGACUUUUUGACAAGUUGCUUAUUUGCCCACGCGGGGUAUUAAUCGGGUUUUUGCAAAAAUCUAGUAAGAAUAAAUAAAUUACAAAAUGGCUAAUAAACGACGAAGUUACCCACGCUACGCAAUUUACAUUUUAAUGUUAUAAAAUAUUUCCGUAUUAAACCAAUAACAAACUUUAUUUAUCACCUUAUACGUUGAAAUUUCCGUAAAUAAAAUGAAACUGUUAUUAUUAUAUAACUU